AGAGCAAGAAGAAGUCUCACAUUUUAGCCACAGGACACCAAGGAUUUUCAUCACAUUUCUUAUUUGGUUCUUCCCACCUUGCGCUGUUUUUAUUAUUUUCUUUUUUGCCUGCAGCUGCAGAAAUAUAAUAUAAAGAUUGUGUCUGUAACACUAUGAUCUUUUCCACGGUGCCUUUUAAAGUUUCUUUAGCCAAGCAGACGUAUGUGUCCCCCUCCAACCAUCAGAUGGCUCCUCCAAGCCCCAACAACAACAGCAAUAGCAACACCACCACCUCCUCCAUCAGCAAUGGCAGCAGCAGCAGUGGGGGAGAGCAGCUGAGCAAAACCAACCUGUACAUCCGGGGCCUCCACCCAGGGACCACAGACGAGGAUCUGGUCAAACUCUGUCAGCCGUAUGGGAAAAUUGUAUCCACCAAGGCCAUCCUGGACAAGACUACCAACAAGUGCAAAGGUUAUGGCUUUGUUGACUUUGACAGCCCAGCCUCAGCUCAGAAGGCAGUGACGGCGCUAAAGGCGGGUGGAGUGCAGGCUCAGAUGGCCAAGCAACAGGAGCAGGACCCCACCAACUUAUACAUCUCCAACCUGCCAAUGUCCAUGGACGAGCAGGAGCUGGAGAACAUGCUGAAGCCCUUCAGCCAGGCCAUUUCCACUCGCAUCCUCCGUGACGCCAACGGAACUAGCCGUGGAGUGGGCUUUGCCAGGAUGGAGUCAACAGAGAAAUGUGAAGCCAUCAUCCAACAUUUCAAUGGAAAAUAUAUCAAGACUCCACCUGGAGUUCCAGUGCCGUCAGAGCCCUUGUUGUGUAAAUUUGCUGAUGGAGGCCAGAAGAAGCGUCAGAGCCAAGGAAAAUAUCUGCAGAAUGGCCGGCCCUGGACGAGAGAUGGGGAGACUGGAGGAAUGACCCUUACUUAUGACCCCACCACAGCCUUACAGAACGGGUUCUACUCCUCUCCCUACAGCAUUGCCCCCAACCGGAUGAUCGGGCCGACCUCCCUCUCCCCAUACAUGCAUUCACCUGUGUCCACCUACCAGGUACACAACCCAUCCUGGUUACAUCAUCAGUCAUACAUCAUGCCGCCCACAGGAGCAGUCCUGACGCCAGGAAUGGACCACACCAUGUCCAUCCAGCCGACCUCGAUGAUUGGGCCCCUGACACAGCAGCUCAGCCACCUCUCCAUGGGAAACAGUGGCACAUAUAUGCCUGCAAACACAUCUAUGCAGGGGACCUACAUCCCCCAGUACACCCAAGUGCCUGCUACCAACAUGUCAGUUGAGGAAAGUGCCGUCCAACAAUCUGUUGCCAUAGAAACACCCACAGAACACACAACCUACUCCUACCAGCAUAACAAGUGAAGAGGUGGCAGAGAUCUUCCUCUGGAGCCGAAGUGACUCUCAAGGGACCUGUGUGCUGAAAGUCGGCACAUUGACUCCGCACGUAAGGCACCAGACACUCGGGAGGAACACGGACUGUUACACAGAAAGGACAAAUUUUUUUAAUAAAUUUUCUACAAACUCAUAUUUUAAAACAAACUCUUUUACUCCAAGCAAGCAAGGCUGGAGGAUGGCAGGCAAUGGGAUAUGGAAGAACAGAAUAAGGAGCAUCUAUUUUGAUAACAGUCAAGAAAAAAAAGCCACACACACACACUACACAUUUAAUAGAUUUUUUGAACGCUAUUCUUUUUCUUUUCUAAUACUACUCCAAGGAGCUAGAAUGAAACCAGGAAAAGAACAUUUCAACACCAUGUUUUAUUUUGAACAUGUUUUGUUUUGACCUUUUGUAAGAUAUGCUGAUUUCACUUCACUUUUUUUGUCUGAUACUUUCAAUCUUUGAAACCUGCCUUUUUGUACAUAAUUCUUUGUUUUGGUGUGUUUCUAGUUUCAUGUGUCCUAGUUUGAUUGAUUGGUGCAACUAUUUGAAAACAGAAGGCUGAAGUCAUUCAAAAAACUGAUGACUCAUAUUCUAGACAGAUAUGGUGCUGACUUGGAUUAGCUUCUCUCAAAGUGGCAGCGAGUUUAACAGGUAUGCAACCUUACCUGAGUGGUAUCGCUUCUUUUUGGCACUUGACUCUCAAAUAAUUUAUAGUUCUAACAAUCUCGACAAAGCUUCAGACAAUCAGAAGAUUACAAAGAAGAGAAAAUUUAGAGACGAUGGUCAUUAAUGACAGAGAUUUCACAGAGAAGACAUCUUUAAAAGAGCUAAACAGAUUUAAAGCAUUCCAGAAAUUAUUAUCAGAAAGCUCUAAAUAUUGGUUCACUUUGCUCCACUUGAUGAAAUCCAAAGUUGUUUAACAGGGAUUACAUCUCACACAGAGCUGCCUGUAAAUAAGAGAUUUAAAUUUAUUCAGGCUUUCUUUUGAUUUCCUUUUUAUCAGUGUAGUGAUGCUUCAGUUAUUUUAAUAACAACAUUAUACCAAACUGUACAUAGCAAUUUAUGUAUUGCUGUGUUUUGUUUUUUCUCAUGUCCCUUUAAUAAAAGGGGAAUCUGAAUCUCCUCUAAAUCCCCAAAAAAGUAUUUUCUGAAGCAAGAAUUAGAUGUUGUUAUUAGAGUAUGAAGUUCUUAUUACAAAAACAUGGAGAUCAACUGGUAAAGCGUGGCUCUGUCCUGUUAUAUCUUCAGAAAACAUUAUCGAGGUGGAUUAUUCUGGCCACUAUAGAGAUGCUUUAAUACUGGCCAUUUGCUGUGUGUUUGCAUCUAUUUCUACAUUUCUGUUUUUCACCCUCAUGUUUUAUUUUACAUUUCCUAUUUAAAGGUUUUCUUAAGUUUUUUUUUUUUUCAGUUUUAAUACUUUUAAGAUUGAUCCUAUUUUACAAAGAAGCUUUGAUUUUAUUUUUGAUAUUGUGUUGUGUGCUUCAAAUAGUGAGAAAUAGAUGUUUUCAAGUUUGUUUGUUUGUUGAAAUAGUGAUUUGUGUGUGUGUUUGCGUACUUCUCUCGUUCCGGUUUCAGUGUUGAUGUCAAAGAGGCUUUAAUGUUUUUUCAAGACAUUUCUGUUCUGUCUGUGUCACAAGUGUUGGCACUUUGUGGUCAUGGAUGAAUUAUGUAUGGUAGGUUCAGAUGCAUUGUUGCAGAGUUGUGCCCCAAGCAGUUGGGAAAAAUGUAAUAGAAAUAUGUGUUCAAAACCUUGACUUACCUCAUCCUGCCAGAGCAAUGUAGAUUCAGUUUGUGUACAAGGUUCACAGGCAAUAACCAACUACAGUAGGUCUCAUGGCUGUUCACAGCUGGUACUGUGUCCACAUCCUUUAACUCUUCCGUCCAAUGCUCGGAAGACAUGCCCAAGGUCUGAUGAUCUAUGCAAUUAAUUUAUUAUCCUUAUAAAUGCAAUACUACAGAUAUCCAAGAGACACCUCAUAUUAUGCCAGUGGAUCACCCCACAAUAUGACUUCACAUUCUUGCUCACACAGCUUUUAUCUUUCAUUAUCCAUAUGUCGAGAUUAGUUUGUUCUUGGACUGACACAUUCAUCUUUGGUUCAUUAAUUGUUAGUAAUAUUGCUGCAUUAAAAAGGGAACUAUUUCAUACCAAAAUGUGGUUUUUAAUAUGACUUUAGGAAAUGUAAAAAACUAUGGCAGGUGUGCUUUGUGUGAAUGAAGGCGGGUUGCCCACUCAUCGACCCAACUUUUCUUUUAGAUGGACACCAUAGGUUUGUGUUAGAUGUAAUUCACCAUUCCAUCCAAUUGCAAUUUUUAUGUUAUGGUUAAAUGUGCGUGUCCUGUCUGGUCCUGUUUGUUAACUUGCUUUCUUGCUGAUUAAUUGACGCUGUUUUCUUCUUUUAAACCAUGAAACUGUUCACUUCCAGGAGAAGAUUAAACUUCACAGAAAUGCCUUAGAUUUCACUGGAAGGGGUAGUGAAGUGCUACUCAGAUUUGGUGGGCUUGACCUCUGACUGGAAGUGUUUGUUUUUUUUUGUUCAUGCACUGCUAAUGUUGAAAAAAAUGUCGUUAUAUCAAACUACUCUGAACAUAGAUCUAUGAAACAAAGAAAAAAUACAACUUUUAAUUACUAUUUUAUGUUCCUUUUGAAAAAAUCAAAAUAUUGAAGAAAAACAGAAUGGUGGCUUAUUGAGUCUAACGGACUAUUGCUGCUAAUUUUGGAUUGCUAAGUAUUUAGAAAUAUUUUAGCUGAAGGUCUUUCAAUACAUCAAGUCACAUAUGGGGUCAGUUUGUAACUCAUGUUCAACGAUGUCCAUGCAGUCCUCUUGUUUUGUGCAUCAAACAACCUCUCCUCAGUAAAUGUUUGUCUGUGCCAUGAUGCAGGUCUUUGUCUUCUUGAUAGAAAAAAAAAACCCUACAGCUAUUAAAACUUAACUUUGUUUGAUUUA
This is a messenger RNA of Siniperca chuatsi (mandarin fish), 4313 nucleotides long. Its product is annotated as RNA-binding motif, single-stranded-interacting protein 2-like. Gene Ontology annotation, molecular function: mRNA binding. The record is from RefSeq and is a predicted model, not a curated record. Gene Ontology annotation, cellular component: cytosol. Lineage: Eukaryota; Metazoa; Chordata; Actinopteri; Centrarchiformes; Sinipercidae. The transcript is spliced from 14 exons. Bases 153 to 1352 code for a protein of 399 amino acids.